UUUAACUUUGAAAUUGAGACUGACUUUACUAUAUUUGAUGUUUAAGAGGAAAACACAUUAACAAAGUAAUUCUAACAUGUUUGUUGUCCUCUAAUGGUGUCAGAUGGAAACAGUGCUAAUGCGAUGGAGAGCUGGGGUGAUGGCAGCCGCUGCCUGAAACUGAAGGGUCAGAUGAGAUUCAUGCCAGAGUGGGAAUCCAUCAUCUUCCUGGGCACUCCAGUGUAAGACACAAAACACGCACAUUAAACAGCGCGGCUGAGUUUCUGUUCAUUUUGUGAAUGCAUAAUAAUUACAGUGUGGUUGUUUGUGUGUUGUCUUCGCAGCAUGGAGAGUUUAAGUGUCAUGUUUAAGACAGGUCUGUACAUCAAUGACCUGAGCAUGCAUGACUCGAGCAGAGAUCUGGUGCUGGCAGGAACUCAGCAGUCUGAAGAGCUCCAGAGGGCCCUCAUACAGGAACAAAAGAAAUCCAGUAAACUGGAGGAAAGCAUGAAAAUGUUGGACUACGAGAUGAAAAAGACGGAUGAUCUUCUGUACAGAAUGAUUCCCAAGCCUGUUGCUAAGCGACUGCGGAAGGGGGAACCAGCUGUGAACACCUGUGAGGUGUUUCCUGAUGUGACCAUCCUGUUCAGUGAUGUGGUGGGCUUCACUCAUAUCUGCAGUCACAUCACACCCAUGCAGGUGGUCCCUAUGCUCAACACCAUGUACACGCUCUUCGACACGCUCAGUGAGAAACACAGAGUGUUUAAGGUGAUGCCUACAUGGUGGUGGCAGGCGCUCCAGAAAAGACCAAGUUUCACGCUCAUAAUAUCUGUGACAUGGCUCUAG
This is a messenger RNA of Carassius auratus (goldfish), 825 nucleotides long. Its product is annotated as soluble guanylate cyclase 88E-like. NCBI's taxonomy places the organism in Eukaryota, Metazoa, Chordata, Actinopteri, Cypriniformes, Cyprinidae. Gene Ontology annotation, molecular function: guanylate cyclase activity. Gene Ontology annotation, cellular component: guanylate cyclase complex, soluble. Bases 325 to 825 code for a protein of 166 amino acids. The record is from RefSeq and is a predicted model, not a curated record. Gene Ontology annotation, biological process: nitric oxide-cGMP-mediated signaling; cGMP biosynthetic process; response to oxygen levels. The transcript has 4 exons.